CUCACACACACACUCACACACACACACAGAGAGAGAGAGACAGCUGCAGUCUUUCGUGAGCGCCGAUUCUCGCCAUCGAGCUGACUCCCACUUCACACCACCGGCGCCCGCCCUCUAUCGCUCCGCCGGCACAUGGCCCCUCCCCCAGGGCGAGCAGGAUCCGUGGGGCCAGGCCCGUAGCCUGACCCUAGUGCACCAUUCCUCAUGGCGUAUCAACCAAGGCGGCAUAAUGCGUAUUCGGCGCGAGUAUUAUGGAUAAUAUUGCACGAGCAGUAAGCCUGCCCCCAGAUCCCCCUACAAGAAGCUGCCUGCGUGCUCCCAUUUCCCCCGAGCGGCCGUGUGGAUGCCCAGCUAGCCUAGCCUACCACACCAGCCGCCAUCUCCAACGCUUCUCCAACGCUUCUCCCCGCCCCUUCAAAGCCAAAUCCACUUUUGCUACAUACAUGCCUUGCGACUAAUCGGCCUGCCCUGCCACCGCCCGUCUCUCCGCCACCGCCUGCCCACCAAGCUCCUGUAUAC
Messenger RNA from Exserohilum turcica Et28A, 519 nucleotides. RefSeq lists its product as uncharacterized. Bases 252 to 458 code for a protein of 68 amino acids. The record is from RefSeq and is a predicted model, not a curated record. The transcript has a single exon. Lineage: Eukaryota; Fungi; Ascomycota; Dothideomycetes; Pleosporales; Pleosporaceae.